AUGCGCACUUCGUCGCAGCUUCGCAGUCCCAGCAACCACAGCAAUAGCAAUGGCAACCACAGCAACCGUCUCAACGAUAGCAGCGGUGAGCUGUGCCGUCUGACCAACGAUAUGGAGAGUUUGCGCUGUGUGCUGAAGCUGAAACAGGCCGAUAUCCCGACGCUGUCCAAGCAGAACGCAGAGCUGCAGCGUGAGAACGACGAGCAACGCAGUUUGAGCAAUCGUGUCACUCUGCUGCACCGUCUGUAUCGCUCUGUUAAUCGCUUCGUUCUCAAUUACGAUCAGCUUUGCAUGUUGAUUUGUCAAAUAGCGGCAAUACUUAAUAAUCGUUCAUUGCUAUCAGUUUCAGAGAAUCCUGACGAUUUGGAUGCGCUAACUUCCGCUCAUCUACUGUUUGGUGGUCCUCCAACCCGUGUUACUCAGCUGCAGCAGGUCUUCUGGACUAGAUGGCGGGAGGAGUAUCUGACUCUUCUCCAGCAAAGAUCCAAGUGGCGUACUCCUGAUCGUCGUCUCCAAGUCAACGACGUGGUCUUGGUGAAGGACGAAAAUUUGCCUCCUCUUCGGUGGCCGCUAGCCCGUGUCAUGUCGCUUAUCCCUGGCAAGGACGGCGAGUGUCGAGUUGCCGAGCUAAAGACGACGUGUGGCAGCACCCGGAGAGCUAUAAACAAACUCUGUCUACUGCCCCUGAAGGAUGAUGUUGAAAGAUAG
This is a messenger RNA of Drosophila nasuta, 708 nucleotides long. RefSeq lists its product as uncharacterized. The record is from RefSeq and is a predicted model, not a curated record. The transcript has 2 exons. NCBI's taxonomy places the organism in Eukaryota, Metazoa, Arthropoda, Insecta, Diptera, Drosophilidae. The coding region runs from base 1 to 708 and encodes 235 amino acids.